Molecule: messenger RNA, 3497 nt
Organism: Etheostoma cragini (Arkansas darter)
Lineage: Eukaryota; Metazoa; Chordata; Actinopteri; Perciformes; Percidae
Product: septin-9-like
Exons: 12
Coding region: 445-2358 (637 amino acids)
Biological process (GO): cytoskeleton-dependent cytokinesis
Cellular component (GO): microtubule cytoskeleton; septin complex; cell division site
Molecular function (GO): GTP binding; GTPase activity; molecular adaptor activity
Source: RefSeq, a predicted model, not a curated record
CAACAGACAGUCUCCUCAAGUGGUUCGCUGUGGAGAUUAAGAGGGGAAUAAAUUCAGGAAGUUCAGUAAGAACUGAAUUUACCGGCGCCAAGGUGCGUUUGGAAAGCUAACCGUCCAGGAGUGGCAGAACUGGAGAGAGAGGCACAGCGAGAGAGACCAGAGAGAGAGAGAGAGAGAGAGAGAGAGAGAGAGAGAGAGAGAGAGAGAGAGAGAGAGAGAGAGAGAGAGAGAGAGAGAGAGAGAUAGAGAGAGAUAGAGAGAGAGAGAGAGGGAGAGAGAGAGAGAGAGAGAGAGGGAGCCGCACCAAUAAGAAAAAAACUGGGAAAAGUUACGGAUGCAAACGUCCCAUUGACACACACUGAGAAACCAGAACGAUUCAUCAACUGUUAAGAUUUUCUAAUUAAAAUACCAUCUUAACGACUCAGAGAGGAAACAUCUACAGUCAUGAAGAAAUAUUCAUAUCCAGUGAGAUCAGCCAGCGGGCGGACAAGGAGAACAGAAAGAGAGGGAUCUGGCAUCACCAGUCCCACCCUGAAACGGUCAUUUGAGGUGGAGGAGACAGAUUCAUCCACACACCCUUCACCUCUGUCUCGUAGGAACACCAACCCCCUCCGCUCAUCCACCUCCUCCACAUCUAGCCAGCGGAGCUAUGACCUGGGCUCCCGCAACUCUGACUACUCCUCUUCCAGAUCCUCUCCCUCUGAGUCCUCCAAUCCACGUUCCCCAAAGGCCGGCAUGAGGCGCAUUGAGUUAUCAGGGAGUCGUAACCCUGACACAGCAUCAUCCCGCCGCACAGAAAUGUCCAUUGAGGUCUCCUCUAAGCAGAUUGACAACUCACCCAGUCCUGGCAUCGCCCGCUUUGGCCUCAAGCGGCCUGAGGUCAGUCUGAGCAAUCGGAGUACUCCCCUGGACACCUCCUCCAACUCGACUUCCAGCUCCACAAACAGGCGGGCAGAGCUCAGCAUGACACGGCCCCAUGAGCCCCCUGUCCCUCCCAAAAGGAUGGAAGCCCCGCUGUCCUCGGCCCCAGUCUCGAGGAUCCCUGAGCCCCCUCAGAGAAGAGGAGAGUCCACGUCCCCAAUCAUAAGCCCAGUUGAGGGAGCCUCCAGGAGGCCGGAGAUGCCUGUGUUCAGACAGCCGGAAGGUUUGGUGUCAAGCAGUGCAGUAGAGAACAACUACCACCUGCCUCCUGCACCUAGUGCUCCCCUGCCUUCCCUGGAAGAGCCAAGGGUGGAGAGGGUGCAGAGGGUGCAGUCAUCUGUCACAGAGCCACCCACAGCCCGGACAACAGACAGACCAGAAGUGAUUCCCAGCUACAGCAGCCGUGCCAUGUCUGAGGCAGUGGCACCUGAUGCUAUGGUUUCCCCAGCAGUGGGUAUCCCGUACGGCGAGAAGGCCAGUGGCCCUGUGUUGGACUUUGGUUAUGUGGGCAUUGAUGCCAUUCUGGAACAGAUGAGAAGGAAGGCCAUGAAGCAGGGCUUCGAGCUCAACAUUAUGGUUGUGGGACAGAGUGGCCUGGGAAAGUCUACGCUAAUGAACACGCUGUUCAAGUCUAAAGUCAGCCGUAAAUCAGUGCUGGCUACAGCCCAGGAGAAGAUCCCCAAAACAAUCGAAAUGAAGUCCAUCAGUCAUGACAUUGAGGAGAAGGGAGUGAGAAUGAAGCUGACAGUCAUUGACACACCAGGCUUUGGAGACCAGAUCAACAAUGAGAACUGCUGGCAGCCCAUCAUGAAGUUUAUUAAUGACCAGUAUGAGGCGUACCUGCAGGAGGAGAUUAACAUAAACAGGAAGAAACGGAUUCCAGACUCCAGAGUCCACUGCUGCAUAUACUUCAUUCCCCCGACCGGACACUGUCUGCGGCCUCUUGAUGUAGAAUUCAUGAGACGUCUCAGUAAGGUGGUCAACAUUGUCCCAGUUAUUGCCAAGGCGGAUACACUCACCUUAGAGGAGAGGGACUUCUUCAAAAAGAAGAUCAGGGAAGAGCUGCGAGCCAAUGGGAUUGACGUGUACCCUCAGAAGGAAUUUGAUGAGGAUGCUGAGGACAGAAUGAUCAACGAGAAGAUUAGGGAGAUGAUUCCAUUUGCUGUGGUGGGCAGCGACCAGGAGUACCAGGUCAAUGGCAGGAGGCUGCUGGGGAGAAAGACCAAGUGGGGAACCAUUGAAGUUGAGAACAUAGCCCACUGUGAGUUUGCCUAUUUACGGGAUCUCCUCAUCAGGACCCAUAUGCAGAACAUUAAGGACAUCACCAGCAGCAUUCAUUAUGAAAUGUAUCGUGUUAGGCGCCUCAAUGAGAAUAACACAGUGUUGGCUCAUGCCAACGGUAUCCCAGAACACCAUCUUUCUGCCCACGAGAUGUAGACGCCACCUGCCCUAAUGCAGUUGACCUCUACUGGGUGUAAUUCGUUUGCUAUGACACUCCCACCACUCCAGCCCUCCACUCCAUCCAUCUCACAGGUGGGAUAGAAACUCAACAGCCUGCCAGAGGGACUUUAUUUUCGAUGACUUUCGGCGGCUCAAUGGACUGCUCAUGUCGGUUUAUUGCCUCAUUAACACUAUUGCUGACAAAGAGAGUGAAGAGAAGUUUGAGCAUCUUAACAUGCUGCAGCUUGAUUUAACCUGCUUCCAGGUCUUACAGUUAACCUUUGUGGUUUUUUCUUUGUGUUAGCUGACAUUAAGGUAACUAUCAAACAGAACGGACUGACGCUUAUUAUCUUUCAGUGUCAGAAUUACCUAACAUGUUAAUCUUGUUCAUGUUUACUUUUUCAAGUUUGAUGUUUUUUUAGCAGUGCUUUUAACAGAAGCACAGAUUUGUGUCUCUAUGCACACAGCUGUAUCAACAUAUGUGGGAAGUGAUAUGAUUCAUUAUUGCACUUGAUCACUACAUAGUCUGUCAUUGAGCAGCAUGUUGGAAGGCGGCCAGGCACUACUUUGCCAACAUGUGACACACAUAAAGUCAUCAGUCUCUCUGUGAUGAAGCAUUAUUCAACUCUCUCCUUUUAGUUAAACAAAAGAAGCUUAUGUUUGUAUCUUUUUUUGUCACUGUGUUUUACUUUUAACGGUUUGUUAAAUCUUCAGGGGUUGUCAGGUCCUCAACUUCUUUUUAAAUUCCAAGUUAUAAAUGUCAUUGCUUAUUAAUAUAAAUAUCUUAAAGGUGAUUUAAGAUGAAGUAUUUAUGCAAGAUAUAAAAUGUCAACAGUUGUGGUCCAUUUAUUCAGAUUAUUAACACACACACACACACAUGCAGACACAUACACACUCACUCAGAUACCUUUCCUGCUUUUGGGCCCAUCAUAGUGCCUUAUUUAUUGGAGAACGUUUUCUAACAUUUUGGCUGAAACUGGAAAGAAACCAGGUUUGUUGGUGCCAAGUACAUUUUGACAUUUUUUAAUCUUUUCUCCUUGUUUAUCCAGUCUUCUAUUAAGCAGUCCACUUCUACUUCUAUUUUUAAUACUAUACCAAGGAUCUUUACCUGUUUGAACCAUAUAUAAUUCCCUAAG